Molecule: messenger RNA, 1373 nt
Organism: Capsella rubella
Lineage: Eukaryota; Viridiplantae; Streptophyta; Magnoliopsida; Brassicales; Brassicaceae
Product: protein BIG GRAIN 1-like B
Exons: 1
Coding region: 142-1281 (379 amino acids)
Biological process (GO): auxin-activated signaling pathway
Source: RefSeq, a predicted model, not a curated record
ACAAAGAAACAGAGCGUGCGUUCCCCUUCUUCUCUCUUCUUCACUCUCUCACUCUCUCUCUCUCUUAAUCAUUCCUCACCAGACUCCCAACACUAUCAUUCCCUUCUUCCUCUAUAAAGAAUCAUCACUUCUUCUCUUCUCAUGGAUCCUUGGAACUUUAACGAACCUAAUUUAGACCUCCACCACCACUACCGUCUCCGCAACCAUCGUCAUCCUUCUUUCUCCUCUUCUCUCCUCGACCAAAUCUACCGCUCCAUCGACGACACUUCCUCUUCCACUGACCUCUCCUCCAUGAGAAAGACCAAGCACCAUCAGAGCCGCGAUGACACGUCUCGCGUUCCUUCUUCUUCCAACCGCCGCACUACCGCCGACGAUUUCAUCAGAUCCAAGAAUCUUAAAAAACCUGUUUUCUUCAAGCACUCCUCUACUACUACGUCAAGCUCCUCCGACUCUAGCGGCGGCUUCUCCUCUUCCGAGUCUGAGUCUUUCUACAGACGAUCUAAGUCCUCUCCCGCUCUUUCUCAUCCCAAACCCAUUCGAACCACCGUCGAACGAUCUCCUCAGGCUCACCGACCUAACAGCACUAAUAAACAAGAACAUGGGAGCUUCCUCAAAACGAAAUCAAAAGCUUUGAAGAUCUACACCGAUUUGAAGAAAGUCAAACAACCCAUUUCCCCCGGCGGUCGUCUCGCCACUUUUCUCAACUCCAUUUUCACCGGCGCCGGAAACACCAAGAAGCUUAAUAAAAUCAACACUUCCACCGUCAACAACUCCACAGCCGCGGCGCCAUCUACAACCACCACGUGCUCCUCCGCGUCCUCAUUCUCCAGAUCUUGCUUGAGUAAAACUCCGUCUUCCAGCGAGAAAUCUAAACGGUCCGUACGGUUUUGUCCCGUCAACGUCAUCUUCGACGAAGACUCCUCCAACGCCAAGUACAAGAACAACAACAACAGCAAAUUGUACGGAAACAACGAACGUGAAUAUGAAUCCAGCACUCGCUCCCAUCAUCAUCAUCAUCAAAACUUUGAUACUCUAGAGAUCCGAGUCAUGGAAGAGAACCGUCGUAUAAUAGAAGCAGCUAAAGAACUCAUGAGAACGUACCAGAAGAAACAUGAUCAAGAAGAUGAAGAGGAGGAGGAGGAUGAUGCGUUGAGUUGCACGAGCUCUGAUCUGUUCGAAUUGGAUAACUUAUCGGCUAUAGGAAUCGAUAGUAGGUAUCGAGAAGAGCUUCCAGUUUACGAAACCACUCGGUUAAACACGACUCGUAUUGUUUCACGAUGAUUAAUAAUAGUUACAAUUUAAUUACUUUCAUUUAAUUUGGGGUGGAUUAAUAUAAUUAUUAAAGCAUUUUCUGAGUGAGAGAGGUUAUAUCA